AUGACGAUACGUGUGCUUUUCAUUUUCAAAAAAGACAUGCCUCUCAAGUCGCAAGUGUCUGCUGAAGAUGCUGUUAAUGUGUUAAUACGACACAUUAGUUAUUUUGCAUCAGAAAAAUUACCGGAAUGGUCUUCAGAUAUAUGGCAGGUUUUAGCCAAAGAAAAAGAAUUUCAAGAUAAAUGGAACGCGAAUUGCGUACGAACAAAUGUUAGAAAUGAUCGACGAGGAAUUUUGACCAAAGCACGCCAGGAAUGUGGACUCUUCAUUUCAAAUCAAAAUACAAAUGUUGACAAUGGUGACGACUGUGAUGAUGACGAAAAUAGUUUAAGUGACGAAGAUGAUGAUAAACGUGAUCCGGAUUAUUUUAAUCAUGUAUAUUCUGACAUGAAAGACAAAAUGGAAACUUUUGAAUUAAUUUUUUCCAGACAAUUAUGGGAUUCAAUUAACAAACAUACUCCUCUGAUUGAAAAUAAACAGACUGGAGCUGGAUUUCAACCAAAAGCUUGGACGCAUACGAUCGCAUUCGAGUUAUGGAAACAGUAUCGACUUCAAUGUGCAUUUAUUUUUAAAAAAGGUUCCAUUCACGAACAUGGGCACUAUUAUGCCACAAUGACUGGCCACUGUAAAAGCAAAUUAUGUAAAAACUUCCUGUUUGGCUAUGUAGAAAAUGAUCCAGGAGAUGAAGGUGAUGUGAUAAUUAAAAUUAAUUGUUGUGACACAAGGUUCACAAAGCACGAGAAUUAUAGAAGACCACUUAGAGGACAAAAAAGAGACGAAAUGAAGAAAGAAGUGAAAGAAAAAGUGUUAAAGGAGCUGUACACGAUGCUGCUCAAAAACUUCUUAAGCCAGACACUACUGUCUAUUGAUCAAAGUCCUAUAUACCUUCAUUCUAUGAGGGUCGUAAGUACUAAGCCGUUUUAUGUAGUUUAUGCUACUCCGUCUCAAAUACAUUGCUACCGAGAAUACCGUCGAUUGCAUCGAAACUGGUCAUCAGUUUGUAUCGAUGCAACUGGAGGAGCAGCAAAAAAGUUUGAUUACAAUAACAAUCGUACAAGUGCGAUAUUUUUGUACGAAAUUGUCAUCAAUUUUUCCGGUACUUCCGUAUCCGUUUUUCAGGUGCUAUCAGAGGUUCAUAAUGCUGAUUAUAUUACCAUAUGGCUGAAAAAAUGGUUACGAGAAGUUAAGCUACCCCCUCAUGAAGUUGUAAGUGACGGUUCACGUGCACUUCUUAACGCAGUCUCUUUAGCAUUCAAUAAUCGUUCAUUGUCAGAUUACAAUGAAUUAUGUUUUAAUAACAUAAAAGGCAUAACUACAAUUCAGCCUAAUACAUACAUUAGAUUGGAUCUGCUCAUUUUAUUCAUGCAGUUAGUUUAUGGAAAUGCUGGAAAUCUGUAA
This is a messenger RNA of Cotesia congregata, 1395 nucleotides long. The record is from the annotation of a GenBank genome assembly. Lineage: Eukaryota; Metazoa; Arthropoda; Insecta; Hymenoptera; Braconidae.